AAACCUUUUUUGUUUUGGUGAAAAAAAAAAUUAAGAUCUGUUCGUCCCUGCACUAUCAGCGACUCAGUCUGCUCUUGGAAGCCCUGCAAAUCCCUGUGAAAUCAAAGAGAGAAGAGCAGCAUCCAUGGAAGGACUAGUCAUAGUCCAAUCGACGCCCAUCCAAGCCCCGAAUCCUCCGAGCUCAGCCCAGUCUCUCCAUCCUCAACCUCCUCCCUCUUCCAAGAAGAGACCCCUCGACAAUGACUCCCUUUCACACCACUCCAAACCCCUCAAGCUUCGUCUCCUUCUCAAAGAUCUUCGUCCUCAUUUUCUCGAGGUUCUCCGGACCCCGGACUUUCGGAACUGCAAAGCAGCGAAUGAAAUUCAUGAACAGAUGAAGCUUCUGGUAGAACUGUACAAUCAGAUGAUAACAGAGACAGUUUCUGUUGGCAAAAAGAUUGUGACAGAGAGGCAGCCAUCAUUACCAAGUGAGAACAAGGAUGGUCAAAAUCCAUCGGAGAAGGCGUCAGCUGAAACUAGUGAUAUUUCAGGGACAUAUAUUGUUGGAGGAUCAGCUUUCGGCUGGAAUUUCAUCACGUAUUCUGGAAAAGAUCCCGUGUAUUAUGGAGUGACUAAGGAAUCGUUUCGUGCAAAAGCAACUCCUCCGCCAUCCCAGUAGAAGUGCCUCUGCAGCCAGGAGCCGCUGCUUCUACUACGUCGGCGUUCACUUUCCGGUUACAGCAGAAGUAACUGGAAAAAUGCGGUCGCCUCCUAUAGAAAUUCCUGCAGCCUACCCCAUGAUUGUACGUGUAGUGUAGAAGUAUCCAAUUGUCAAAGCUCUAAUAUUUAUAGCGUGUUCAAUGUCUGUCUCAUGGUCUUUAUUCAAGCUCCUGAAAGACAAAAACCGUGCUACCGCUUUCUUUUUGAUUGAGAAAGAACCAAAUGAAAAUCAGAUGUACUGCAAUGAGAAUUUGUUGAACCAAGAAUAUUGGUCUACCUUCCUGGGAUUUUAUCAUGCUUUGAUAUCCAUUAUCCAUUACACCACUGACACGUGGCACAUUCGUGUAUGAUCUUAUGAAAAGAAAAGGGAAAAAAAAACUGUUAUUGUCUUUUUAUGGUGAUAUUUAAUAACGGUUUUGUUGCUUGAAUUAUGAAUUUU
Molecule: messenger RNA, 1138 nt
Organism: Morus notabilis
Lineage: Eukaryota; Viridiplantae; Streptophyta; Magnoliopsida; Rosales; Moraceae
Exons: 3
Coding region: 125-658 (177 amino acids)
Source: RefSeq, a predicted model, not a curated record